This is a messenger RNA of Chelonia mydas (Green sea turtle), 3909 nucleotides long. It is a transcript of the gene TMEM129, whose product is annotated as transmembrane protein 129, E3 ubiquitin ligase. The transcript has 4 exons. Gene Ontology annotation, molecular function: ubiquitin protein ligase activity. Lineage: Eukaryota; Metazoa; Chordata; Testudines; Cheloniidae. The record is from RefSeq and is a predicted model, not a curated record. Bases 50 to 1138 code for a protein of 362 amino acids. Gene Ontology annotation, cellular component: endoplasmic reticulum; membrane. Gene Ontology annotation, biological process: protein ubiquitination.
CAGGCGGACUCGGAGCCGCCUCUGGAGCGGAGCGGGCCGGGAGGGGGCCAUGGACAGCCCCGCCGUGACCUUCACGCUGGCCUACCUGGUGUUCGCCGUCUGCUUCGUGUUCACCCCCAACGAGUUCCGCUCGGCCGGGCUCACCGUGCAGAACCUGCUGGCCGGCUGGCUGGGCAGCGAGGACGCGGCCUUCGUCCACUACCACCUGCGGCGGAGCACCGGCACCAUGCUGGCCCACGGCCUGCUGCCGCUCGGUUAUUACAUUGGCAUGUGCUUUGCAGCACCAGAGAAGCAGCUUUUCUAUUUUUACCAGGCCUCAGAAGGCUGGGAAAUAUUCUUCUUGCUGGCUGUUCUUGCUCCAACAGUCACUGGCAUCCUGGCGUAUUACUGGUCACGGAAUGGCUGGGAUAACCAUCCUUUAGCUCGGACACUUGCCUUUCAUGCUCUUCCACAGUCUGGUUGGCGGGCAGUGGCUUCUUCCAUCAAUACAGAAUUCAGGAGGAUUGACAAGUUUGCUACUGGAGCACCAGGAGCAAGGGUGAUUGUUACGGACACCUGGGUGAUUAAAGUGACCACUUACAGUUUACAUGUUGCCCAACAGCAGGACAUUCAUCUGACAGUGACAGAUUCCAGACAACACGAACUAUCACCUGAUUCAAACAUGCCUGUGCAGUUCCUCACCAUCCGUGUUGCCAGUAUUAAUCCCUAUGUGAAAGCUUUUGAUAUCCGGUUGAACUCCUCAGAGUAUGGGGAACUACGAGAGAAACUUCAUGCUCCGAUCCGUAACGCAGCUAACGUUGUGAUCCAUCAGAGCCUCAGUGACUUGUUUCUGGAAACUUUUACAUCGCUGGUGGAAAUUAAUCAGACAUACCCUGUUCCCAGCAAUCAGGAGCUGGAGCCAUGUAUAGGGUGUAUGCAGACUAAUGCAAACAUCAAGCUUGUUAAAAAUUGCCAAGAGCCAAACGAAGGAGAAUGCCAGCAAUGCUACUGUCGUCCUAUGUGGUGCCUGACUUGCAUGGGGAAAUGGUUUGCCAGCCGGCAGGAUCAGCAGCACCCAGAGACCUGGCUAUCAAGCCAAGUGCCUUGUCCAACCUGCCGAGCAAAGUUUUGCAUUUUAGAUGUUUGCAUAAUACAAUGAAUAAUAUCUUGGUACAAUUUACCUUUUGAAAUCUGAAUGUAUUCACAGCAGGGUUGGAUGUGAGCCCCAUUAGAUUUGUUUCUUGCUCUUCUGCUUCUGAAGAGGUAAAAGCUCUGGAGUUUUCUUCUUCAAAGCCCUGAAAAUGGCAACCCAACAUUUUCUUUUCCUUUUCUUCCCACUCCUCAAAAUGUGUUCUCCAUUUUUAUUCACUAACAUCAUAGUUAAAAUUUUAGAUUGUUGAGUUUUGGGGGGGAUUUUGCUUCUCAUUUCCAAACAGUUGGAUGCACUUUAAACCAAUAAGAGUGGCCUAUUUGCUUCCCUUAUAUCAUAGGUGAAAUCCUGGUAAACUAGCUAUAUCUUAAGUGCUAUUUUAGUUACAGGAUUAAGCAUGGGUGUUUAAUGAUUCUUUAGCUAAGGGCUAAUUUUCCUUUAUAAUAAGAUGUACUAAGCAAGUUGCUAUUGCUAAGGAUAGUUGACUCAAAUUGCAGCCUACCUUUCUUCAUCUUGAAUCCAUUUGUAAAGUCCAUUUUAAUUUUUGUGGGCUUUCCUCAAAACAGACAUCUCAGUGUUGUGUUUUUCCUUUCCACCAAAACAGGCCCACAGAUGAACUACUAUAGAGAUCUAGGAAAUUACGCUGUAACUUCUGCAGGGAGUUUAGCGCAAAGAAGAAUAGAAAAUUGUUUAUUUCCAGAUAUAUUUAGUAUACAAGGAAGGUCAGUCAAAAAGGGUGGUUAAUUUAGUUCAUUAACCUGAAGUGCUGUUGGUGCUGUGUAGAGCAUCUUAUAGCUAGAGCUAUUUUUUUCCUGUUCGGAGUCUCAGCACUCUCCAGCUAAUGCUAAUGUUAAGCAUGACUUAUCCAUAUUUGGACGGAGAGCAGCAAUCCUCUCAAUUAUCUGAGUAAUCCAAAAGAAUGUUCGGCUGUGUAAAACCUGUAGCUUUUUCCUCGGCAACUGCUUUUCCAAAUGAAUGGGGUGUCAGGACUGGAUAAGGACGUGUCGCCAUGCUGGCUAUUUCAGGUAUAGACAGAGUGUGGGUUAGACAACACAGUGGUAAAAAUGCCUGUGCUUUCCUAUACCACAGCUUCCACAAUGGAGCUGCACCAGUGCAGAAAAGCAGAGAGAUUUUCCUGGUGCGGACAAGACCGUAGUACUAGCGCGGCAACCUGUGUGGCCUUGUCUACUCUGGCACUUUCCUUAAAACCUCCCACUGAUGCAGCUCCACAAGGGGUAGGUAGUAGCAGUGGGAGUAUAGACAAGGUGCUAGUGGUUGCCAGCAUUUGAAUCACUGUAGGUCAUGUAGGACCACUUUGAGCAGAAGUAGAUGGCGUAGUAUAAAAUAUGAUAGCAGCCACUCUACACUCCGAGCUCCCACCAUUGGUAACAAUUAUGCUUUGAAGAAUUAGAUUUUUAUUGGUAAAUGAUUUCACCAGACAUGCACAAACUGAUGAAACAAUAUUUCCGGCAAUACUAACUGAAAUUUAUAGAUAGGCAAAAUGAGAAAAAUGCUGCUUGAGAACUUAUUAGAGUCCCACCUCAAUGUGUAUAAAGCGUGUUGUAAUGCUGGCUUAGCGGAGCUGAAGCAGGGGUGCCAUUUAGGUAGCUUUAACUUUUUGCAUCUCAACAUCUACUGUCAUUAAAUAAUUAUUGUCUGGACCACCACCACCCUCUUCUCACCCCCCACCCACCCCUAACAAUUUCCUGCAAAGAUGAAAAUUUAAAUAAAUACAAAUCUAAACAAAUGCUUAAAAAUAAACCUCUGUAUUAUCUGCCAAAAUUAUUUUUUUGAAAAUAGUCAGUUCUGCCAAGCAUAGUAAUAAUACAAGCAAUGAGCUGCAAUAGUGGGAGAUUUCAUUUAAACUUUGGUGUAGCCACAGCCUGUGUGGUGUGUAGACACAAGCCAGGCAUGUCAAGAACUGGUUACAAAUAUGGUUAAAACUUGUAUUGUGGACAGGGUUUAAGGACACUUAGAAAUGACAUAUAGGCCUCUUUUUUGUUUUAAUAUUUAUAUAUAUAAACUGCCAGAUUACUUGUAUUUGGGGAAAGUACUCACUUGAGCAUGCUGUUAGGCAUGCACUCUUUACUCUGAAAUACUGGCGACUCUUUAUACUAUAAAUUAAUUAAUUAAUGAUGAUUUUCCUGGGUUUCAUAUCUCAGCUGUUUCAGAUCAUAUGGAAUCGAAACUUGAUACAGAGGCUGGCCAUGUGGAUCUGAAUCUCUUUCAUAAAAAAUUGCUAACUGACAUUAGUUUUUUUUAUUUGACCAGAAUCCAAUUGAAUUCCUUAGCUUCAGGCUUGUGCUAAGUCUGAAAAAAAAUAAAAGCAAGACACUAAUCAUUUAAAAUACAUGAUGCAUGCUCAAGUGAGUAUGAGUUUGUGGAGAGGUUAUUUUGAAGUGACAUUUACAGUAUUCUUUCAGCCUACACUACACAGUCUUAGUGGGCUGAAUUCUGCUCUCAGAUAGGUGCGUGCAUUUCCCUUCUGUAAUAAUUUUUGCAAAUAAAGAUAAUUUAGUAUUUAUUUCAAUCAAGUUUGCAUAACACAAUGGUAAGGAGGUGUGGUCUUUAAUGGAGUAGGCGCAGCAGGGAAAUGGGUAAUCUGACCGUGGCUUUCUCACUGACAGUCACUCAAUUUCUAUGUCUGUUUUCCCACUUGGAAUAAUAAUCUUUUACUGGAGAGGUGUUAUGAAGCUUAAUUCAUAAGGAAUUUGAGAUCCUUGGAUGAAAAGCACUAUAGAACUGCAGAGUAUUUUUUUAAUAAAGUAAAAAUAAGAUGA